UCGUGUUGUAAUUCGGUAACGUGUCCGUUCUCCCUCAGUUGGCCGGAGUUGUGCCUCAGUCAAACAGUUAUCACUGAAUUGCACGCUGCUAUGCUUAUAUGGUUAUAACUCGAUCAAAAUAAAUUGCCGUUUCUAAAUAAACCAUCUAAUUAAGCGCAGCUCUAUGAGCCGGCUGCGAUGGGCGGUCAAAAGUUUCAGUACGACGACAGCGGCGGGACAUUCUUCUAUUUUCUGCUCUCGUUUCUAGCCCUCAUCCUUAUUCCGGCCACGUUUUACUACUGGCCACGUAAACGAGUCGAAGAUCCAGAAAAAUUACGGAAGCAAUGCUGCUGCGAGUUAUGCGUACGAAAACGCCGGAUAAUGCGAAAUGCGCAGCCAUGGCAAAAGCCGAAGAACUUUGCCAUACAAUUCACGAUCAUCCUCGGCUGGGUGGCUUUGGUUUUCAUUGCAUACAAAGUCAGCCAGUUUGAUUAUGAGAUGGCCAACUUUGAUCCGUAUGAGAUUCUCAAGGUCUCUCCUGGUGCCUCACAAUCCGAGAUCAAAAAGAGUUAUAGGAAAUUGUCCUUGAUUCUGCAUCCUGAUAAGGAAACUGGCAAUGAGAAGGAAUUCAUGAAGUUAUCCAAAGCUUAUCAGGCAUUGACAGAUGAAGAAGCCCGAAAAAACUGGGAGAAGUACGGUAAUCCAGACGGGCCGGGCGCGAUGAGUUUCGGCAUUGCGCUGCCAUCUUGGAUAGUAGAGAAAGAAAAUUCCGUGUGGGUGCUAGGUCUCUACGCCUUGGUCUUUAUGGUAGCAAUGCCCAUUGUCGUGGGCACUUGGUGGUAUCGCAGUAUACGCUUCUCCGGCGAUCAGGUCCUCCUCGACACAACGCAAAUGUACUAUUUCUACUUCCACCGCACACCGAAUAUGGUCCUCAAGCGGGUGAUCAUGAUUCUCGGCGCGAGUUUAGAAUUCGACAAGAAGUACAACUCCGAAAUCGUAACCAGACCAUCGGACGACGAAGAAGUGCCGGCUCUAUUGAAGAAACUCGACAAACUCAAUGAGAAAAACAAAGAGCGCCCGCUGUGUUUCGCAUACAGUAUCAAAGCGCGCGCUUUGAUUCACGCGCAUUUAUCACGCAUUCCGUUAAAUCCCGAAACUCUCGAGAAAGAUAGACAGUACAUCGUCUCGAAAUGCCCGUACUUGAUUCAGGAGCAAGUGAAUUGCGUGAAUCAAUUGAUUUUAUUGGCGUAUGCAAGACGAGUGAAAACCCUGCCGAAUAUUGAAACCAUUGAAAACUGCAUGAAGCUAAGUCCGAUGAUGACACAAGGCAUGUGGCUGUACAUGUCGCCGUUUUGGCAGCUGCCGUAUAUAAACGAAGACAAUCUGCGAAUCUUUAUGACGAAGAAGUGGCCCAUCAAAAGCCUCCAACAACUCGCACAGAUGAAGAGCGAGGACCGACGACAGCUGCUGCGAUGUUUCAAUGAUGAUCAAUACAACGAUAUAAUGAAAUCGCUGGGAAGCAUGCCAUACAUUGACUUCCAAGUGGAUGUGAGGGUCAUGGACGAUGAAAAUCCUACAGAAGUCACUGCCGGUGCAAUCGUAACCGUUACGGUUACACUAGACCGUAAAGAUAUGAGCUCUCUUUUCGGUGACGACACUGUUCCGGAAGUUGUAUGCGACGAAGAUGGCGAACCGCGCAAUAAUUCUAAAGAUGAUAAAGAUAAAGACAAAGAGGAUAAAGAUGGUGGUGGUGAUGUGGAGAAGCGGCCGGCAUGGAUGAAACAGAAGAAAUCCGCCGGUAAAAAGCCCAAGAAACAAACAAAGAAGCCACGAAAGGCGAAAGUCGAAGAUUCGCCUGCGCAAGCGCAAGGACUGCCUGCACAACCUAGCCCAGCCGCUAGCAAAGAUGGCGAGGCAACACCCACAGAGAAAAAGAAACAGCCGAAGGAGAAAGAAGCCAAGGAUAACGAUGAGACGGAUGAUACCGACGCUUCGGAGGAUGAGAACGUGUCGGAGGACGAAAAGAACAAUGCGCAUCAUGAGGACGAUGAUGACGAGCAGUGGGAUCGCAUACAGCAGAAAUUAAAUCGUAGAGAUAAGGUGUUGGAGGGCAGAUCAAAGCAGUCGCAUUCAGUUGUGCACUGUCCGUACUUUCCGGGUGAUAAACAAGAGUACUGGUGGACGUAUAUUUGCGACCGCAAGUCGCGGACGUUACUGACUGCACCAUGUCACAUUACUAGUUUAGUGGAUAGUGAGGAAUAUCAAUUAAAGUUUACCGCUCCACGAUGGAAAGGUGUGUAUACUUUUACGGUAUGGCUGCGUUCGGAUUCGUACGUUGGUUUCGAUCAGCAGAAAGACAUCAAACUCGACGUCAAGGAAGCGCCGGCUGAAAUCACCGAACAUCCGCAGUGGGACUUUGAGAAUUCAGAAAACGAAGAGCAGGUCGAAGAUGACGGCCACGAGUCUGAGUACGCCACUGAUGAGGAUCUGCCCGAAGAUGACUCUUAGAUUUUAAAUGCGCAUUGUUCUGAACAGCAAUGUGUUCACCUGCGGCAGGCCGAGGAAUGGUAUGGUUAGGUUAGGUUAGCAUCAAAGAGCGUUUUCUAUGCAUGGCCAGAAUUAAUUUUUACCUAACUUUUAAACUAAAUUACUAUAAACUCUUUGAUGCUAACCAGGCGCGAAGCGUGCGGGAGAGAUUUUUAUUAAGAAAAGAAAAGUGCUAAAGAACUAGUUAAGAUUAAGAUGGUGUGGGUUUUAUUCAACAUUCAACAAGAACUUUUUGAUGACUUAUAUUGUAUACAAACACGAUGAGAUACCGCGUCGAUGUGGUAGGAUGAACCGUUCAAUUUAUUAAUUUAGCUGAGGUACCAAAGAAUUGCAUUCUUGUGAUUUCUACAACACACUUCUUGUUUCCCUGUUAAAUUAAAUGUUGUUCUUAAUAGUUUUUAAGAUCUUCGGGCAAUAGUUGCGAUAAUUUAAGAUUCUUUCCUUCUUCCGCAUCGACACAAUGGUAUUCAACCAGUAUAAAAACACAGAAUGCAACAUCAAUGCAACUAAUGCAAAAAACUGAUAUAUUUAUAAUAAAAUACGGGUGUUUGUGACACUUGAUGGUCGUGUACAACUUGUACGUGUUUCCUAUAAAAGCGCAAAUCACAUCAUGUCAA
This is a messenger RNA of Dalotia coriaria, 3143 nucleotides long. It is a transcript of the gene Sec63, whose product is annotated as translocation protein Sec63. Gene Ontology annotation, biological process: SRP-dependent cotranslational protein targeting to membrane; post-translational protein targeting to endoplasmic reticulum membrane. Gene Ontology annotation, cellular component: Sec62/Sec63 complex. The record is from RefSeq and is a predicted model, not a curated record. Bases 178 to 2487 code for a protein of 769 amino acids. The transcript has 4 exons. NCBI's taxonomy places the organism in Eukaryota, Metazoa, Arthropoda, Insecta, Coleoptera, Staphylinidae. Gene Ontology annotation, molecular function: transmembrane protein transporter activity; RNA binding.